GGUGGUUGGGCCCGGAGGCCGCCCCGCAGCCGCUGGAGCCGCCGGGCGGGAGGGCGGGAGGAGCGGCGGCAGCAUGUCGGUGGCGUUCGCGGCGCCGCGGCAGCGCGGCAAGGGCGAGAUCACGCCCGCCGCCAUCCAGAAGAUGUUGGAUGAAAAUAACCAUCUCAUUCAGUGUAUAAUGGACUAUCAGAAUAAAGGGAAGACCUCGGAGUGUUCUCAGUACCAACAGAUGCUGCACACGAACUUGGUCUACCUGGCUACGAUAGCAGACUCGAACCAAAACAUGCAGUCUCUGCUGCCAGCACCGCCCACGCAGAACAUGCCUCUGGGCCCCGGAGGGAUGAACCCGGGCGGCGCCCCGCCCCCUCCGCGCGUGCACAACAUGCCUUCAGAUGGGAUGGUCGGCGGGGGGCCCCCUGCGCCCCACAUGCAGAACCAGAUGAACGGCCAGAUGCCGGGGACCAACCAUAUGCCUAUGCAGGGGCCGGGGCCCAGCCAGCUCAACCUGACCAACAGCUCCAUGAGCAUGCCCGCCAGCAGCCACGGGUCCAUGGGCGGCUACAGCCACGCGGUGCCGUCCUCCCAGAGCGUGCCGGUGCAGAGCCAGAUGACCAUGAGCCAGGGCCAGCCCAUGGGGAACUACGGCCCCCGGCCGAACAUGAGCAUGCAGCCGAACCAAGGUCCAAUGAUGCACCAGCAGCCUCCUUCCCAGCAGUACAACAUGCCCCAGGGCGGCGGGCAGCACUACCAGGGUCAGCAGCCGCCCAUGGGGAUGAUGGGCCAGGUCAGCCAAGGCAAUCACAUGAUGGGCCAGAGGCAGAUGCCGCCCUACAGACCGCCCCAGCAGGGCCCGCCCCAGCAGUACUCGGGCCAGGAGGACUAUUACGGGGACCAGUACAGUCACGGCGGACAGGGGCCUCCGGAAGGCAUGAACCAGCAGUAUUACCCUGACGGUCAUAAUGAGCACGGUUAUCAGCAACCGUCGUAUCCUGAGCAAGGCUACGAUAGGCCUUACGAGGAUCCCUCACAACAUUACUACGAAGGAGGAAGCUCCCAGUACGGCCAGCAGCAGGAGGCCUACCAGGGCCCGCCACCCCCGCAGGGCUACGCGCCCCAGCAGCAGCAGUACGCGGGCCAGCAGGGCUACGCCGGCCAGCAGCAGGCCUACGGUCCUUCCCAGGGUGGGCCCGGCCCUCAGUAUCCGAACUACCCCCAGGGCCAAGGGCAGCAGUACGGGGGGUACAGGCCGACGCAGCCCGGACCACCCCAGCCCCCGCAGCAGAGGCCUUACGGAUACGAACAGGGACAGUAUGGAAAUUACCAGCAGUGAAGGCUCGCACAUUCCAGUGACCACACCCGCCGGCAGCCACACCCGUGCGGCCCCUCCGGGAAGAGACCCUCCAUUCCACCGUUUUUUGGAGAAGCCUUGGGCUCGGGCUGCUCCUCAGCCAGCAGCCGUGCGGCUUAGUUGUGUAAAAGGCUUUAGUAGCUCAAAAAUACUCUUUAAUCUCCCAUUUCUACUCUAGAUGGCAACAUUGGACAGAAAAUAGGCCGCAACCCAUGUGCAGUGGUUUCGGGACUGUCUCAAACGGACUGUUACAGGCUGGACGGUGCGGGCAGCUUUGUAUGUUCUGCAGGUUAAGGGAAUUUAAUACUUUUCCACAGAUUCUUUUGUAAGGGGGGAGAGGGAAAUGUACACUUUUUACAGUUAGCACUAUUUUGUAUAUUAUGUUUAUUCCAUGUGGUGAAUGUGCCGAACAGUACACUGUGUGUGGGACAGAGUCAGCCAUCCUGUCAGCGAGGGCUGGGCGUGUGGGCGCCUCAUUGUGUUGGUCUCUGGUGAGGCUGCAGGUCCCAUGGGGAAGCCACCUGCCGCCAUGGUGCUCAGAGGAAGUCAGCUUCCUCACCUGACAGCUAAUCCGGGGCACUGGGAUGCAGUUUUGGGUAAAAAGACUUUUUUUUAAAGCUUUCCAGUUUUGUGGAUUAAAAUUUUUUAUAACGAUCACUUAUAAUACAGUUUUAAAAUGUGAGGUAAUAAGAAUUACUUCACGUUGGAUCUGAAGAAUCUUGGUAAAGGGUUCAAGUAAAUGAAAUGGUAAUCCUCUCCUAAAAUAGCAGGAAGUGGAAGUGUUAAUUUACCUUGUUAAUCAGGGGAGUUAGUAAUAGCAAAGCAUUUUAUACGCUAUCAAGGAAAGGCCAACAUUGAUUCGGUCAUUUUAACAUCAGGUUAGAUGGUUUAUAUACUAGGAUAGUUCAAGAGACUUACAAACCUUUAUUUCAACGUUCUUAACUGGAAAUAGUAUACAUUUGUAAAGGGACAUGAGUUUUCCCUUCUCAUGUUGGUGAAUAUAACAGAGAUGUUGCUGAGGCUCGCAGGACUAUUGGAAGGACGGAGUGCGUCUGGGUCACUGUGCUCACUAGCAGGGCGUAGCCACCAUGUGAGACGCUGGGCCUGGUCAUUCAGCUCAGUGCAGGGACAGUGCCCGAGGCAGGAGGCCUGCAUGGAGGGCUCCAAGCACAGCCACUCCGGCAGGUCUGAACGCAUCCAGCCCAGAGGUAAGUGCCGUGCCCAUCACGGCUGCCCAGGCCCAGGGGACAAGGCGUGCUCUUUGCCAUUGACCGGGCUUCCCACUGCCCCGGAAAGGAAGCGGAGGGCCUGCCUUUCCCCUGAGUGAGGCAGAGCCGUGCCCAGCACACGGCCGUCGGAGAAGGACCUCCGGGUCUGUGUGCGAGAGGCGCGUGGGCCAAGGUCAGAGCAGGUCUCCCUCAGCGCGGUCAGCAGCAAGUGGACAUGGAGUCUGAGCGACAGCGCGGCCGGCCGGCGGGGGGCAUGCUGGCGGUUCUGUGCCAAUUCCCACCACUGUGUACUCGGUUGCUAUUUAAAACUGUACCAGCUCUAACGGAGGAAUAAAUUAUUUGUGAUUUUAA
This is a messenger RNA of Pipistrellus kuhlii (Kuhl's pipistrelle), 2928 nucleotides long. It is a transcript of the gene SS18, whose product is annotated as SS18 subunit of BAF chromatin remodeling complex. The record is from RefSeq and is a predicted model, not a curated record. The transcript is spliced from 11 exons. Bases 74 to 1330 code for a protein of 418 amino acids. Lineage: Eukaryota; Metazoa; Chordata; Mammalia; Chiroptera; Vespertilionidae. Gene Ontology annotation, cellular component: nucleus. Gene Ontology annotation, biological process: positive regulation of transcription by RNA polymerase II. Gene Ontology annotation, molecular function: transcription coactivator activity.